AUGGAGGCGCAGGCGGCGCGCGAGCGGCGGGCCAACCUGCUGAGCAGCGCGGCCGCCGCGGGGGACGCGGCCGCGGUGCGGAGGCUGCUGGACGGCGGCGCAGACCCCAACGGGGUCAACCGCUACGGCCGGAGCGCGAUGCAGGUCAUGAUGAUGGGGAACCCCAGGGUGGCAGAACUGCUGCUGCAGAGAGGAGCAGACCCCAACCGGCCGGACCCCUCCACCGGCUGCCUGCCGGCUCACGACGCGGCCCGCGAGGGGUUCCUGGACACCCUGCGGGUGCUGCACGGAGGCGGCGCUCGGUUCGACCUGCCCGACCACCAAGGCCGCCUCCCGAUUGACCUGGCCGCGGCGGCGGGGCACAGCCGUGUGGUCAGCUACCUCUCCGGCGCUGGCGCUCGCUAG
Molecule: messenger RNA, 405 nt
Organism: Varanus komodoensis (Komodo dragon)
Lineage: Eukaryota; Metazoa; Chordata; Lepidosauria; Squamata; Varanidae
Product: cyclin-dependent kinase 4 inhibitor B-like
Exons: 2
Coding region: 1-405 (134 amino acids)
Biological process (GO): negative regulation of cell population proliferation; regulation of cyclin-dependent protein serine/threonine kinase activity
Cellular component (GO): nucleus
Molecular function (GO): cyclin-dependent protein serine/threonine kinase inhibitor activity; protein kinase binding
Source: RefSeq, a predicted model, not a curated record